UUACAUGUACUAUGAUUAUUAAAGACACGAUUGUUUUGGAGAUUUAUUUUUGUCUCGUGUUUUGAAAUUGUAUAGUAAUGGCGUCACUUGAACAGACCAUUUCACGCAAUUUGGAGUGUCCUAUUUGUUUAGAACUACUCAGUCUUCCAAAAAAGUUAUCAUGUUCGCAUACAUUUUGUAAAAGAUGUAUAUCCAACAUGCAAUCAUGCUCUUGGCAAACUGAAUCAGUCAAUUCUUUAACAUGUCCUAUAUGUCGAUGCGUAACAGAUCUCCAACAUGGCGAUUUAAUAAAUCUAAAUACAAAUGUUCCUCUGAAGUCUGUGGUUGAGGACAAUCAGCAGCUCUGUGAGAUGUGUCAAACGGGUUCGAAGGCGGUGCAUUUCUGCCAGGAAUGCGAGAAGAACAUGUGUAACGAGUGUCUGGAGAAUCACAACAAAUGGCCAGCCAACCUCAAGCAUACAGUCGUGUUUGUGAAAGAUAUUCAAGAGCGCAAGGUUGUCCUCCGGAGGAAGGUCGUCUACUGCCAGGAGCACGACCAAUCGGACGGACAGCAGAAUAUUUGCUCUGAUGUCUGCCUUACUUGCAAGAAGUUCAUCUGUAUGAGAUGUAGGAUGCUGUUCCAUGAUGGCCACACUGUUGAAGAUGCCGGGAAAUACAACAGAUCUAUACAGAAGGAAAUUCAAAUACUUCAAGAAGGAGGCGAAGCGAAAGCCGCAACCAUCAAGACCCACCUGGCUGUUAUUGAGAGUCAGAUGAAGCGCGUUACUGAUCACAAUGACAGCAGAAAUGUUGAGAUCACCAACGUGUAUCUAGUAUCAGUCAAGCUGUUGAAUGAUAGUAAAUUAGCAUUAGUCCAGCAGGUUAAUGCCCAUGAUGAACCACUGUACCUACGUUUGCAGAAAAUGAAGGGUGAUCAUGAAAGGUUGGUAGCUAGUCUAAAAAGUGCGAGUGUGUUGUUGGGCAGAAGCUUGGAGGCUCCUCUGAGUGGAGAUGUCAUUGCUAUUCGUGAUUCACUGUCUGGUGAGCUUCAAAGUCUGAUAGAUCGGGAUGAUCCGGACAACCAGCUUGUUACUGAUGUCGGUGAUCGUGCAGAGGAGUUGUUAUUUACACCCCGAUUUACCCCAGACCAACAAGACCCCUUGAGCAUCGGGAAAUUCUGUGUAAAAGAUUUAAGGGUCCGUAGUGUGAAACUCUCAGGUCGAAUGAGCUCCUUGGCUUCUUCGGUCGAUGGUCGAUUGGCAGUAGGGUAUUGUGGAGGAGGGAUCGAGUUCGUAUCUGAGAAUGGACAGUUCGAGGAGACAGUCCUCAACGAUGUCAAGAUUCGUGGAGCAAGAUUCCUCCCUGAUGGCGGGUACGUUGUCCUUGAUGUGAGCAACACCAUCACCACGUACUCAUCCGAGUGUGUGAAGUCAGAGGCAUAUUUUGCGACACUGGGUUCCGAUGAAGGCGGGGUCGGAAGCCUAGCUGUCGGCAGUUUCGAUCAAAUCUAUGUCGGCUACUGCAGAGCAAUGAAGAUCCAAGUGUUCCACUCAAGAGGUGGAACUGCUUUCAGGGAGAUACCGUGCAAUGGUGUCGAACCUGAGCAGAUCGCUUUUCUCGAUGACUACUUGAUCAUCAGCUAUCGCACUUCAACGCGAAUAAUUGCUUUUGAAGGUGUUGCGAAACAAAAACUCCUGCACAAAGUAAAGAGACUGAACGCUUAUCCAUACGGUGCCGUAACUCAAGACAAGUUCAUUCUUAUCGCAUGGGUCAAUCAUGACCAAGGGUUGGUCACUAUCGAAAAGUUCACCAACAAAUUGAAGCUGGUGGAGACUCUCUUGAAGGACUACAAGAUUGAGAAGCCUAAGAACCAUUGGUAUUCCCUCCAAGUUUUCACAUCUGGAGGAGUUGCUUUCUGUUCUCCAAACAGACUCUACAUAUUGGCAUGUCCAACAUAAUGGGAAACUGCUUAGAAUUGUCGAGUCGAUUGUAAUGAUGUGAACUACUUCCGGGCGUUCCUAUGUAGGGAAAUUGUUGGCAUGGUUGAGUCCAUUAUUACGUUGUGAACUACUUCCAGGUAUCAAGAGUUGCGUUCUGUAGUCCAAACUGAUUCUACGUAUAGGUAUGUCCACAAUGAUAUAUCAAGUUUUUGGAAUUGUUGACACGGUUUAAUCGAUGUUAAUCCAAUGAUAAUAUAAUAAUUAUUAGUUUGUUCGACCAGAGAGGCCUCGGCAGCAUCAGUGCUGUUCUUCCUAAAGGCCCUGCGAACAUUUGUACCCCAGCAAUUGUCAGGUACCUGUUUACACCUGAGUCGAGAAUGGCAAAUGCGGAUAAACAUCUUGAUCCAAGAAUGGAAGCACCCAGCGAGGAUCUAACCUAGGAAAUCUCCUAAAUAUUAUGAAAAACUAUAUUGUUUCAACGCAAAGUCCAAAAGACCCCUACAUAGGUAUGAACUGUUAGCAAGAUUUCACAGAAGAGCAGCAGACAUUGAAUCCAGAAAGUUGUGGAAAACCCUUCUCAAUAAGAGCUCUAUAAAUUACAAUGGCUUGUCUUGUUUUGAAAUUCGUCAAUUCCAUUGUUCCUUUUGUAUUGCCCUCUAUGGUUAUUCCAGUUGAUGACGUGCAGUAAGGUUAACUAGUUAAUCUGGCCAAAUUGUCAAAGUCGUAAGCCUCACCGCUGAAUUCGUACUGAACCAGUCCGUUGCUUGAAUGAUUUCGCGAUGAACCUCAUGCGCAGGCUCUGUUGUUCAGAACCAGUAAGUUGCACAAAGAGCGAAUAUGAUGUCACGCAUCGGUACUUAAAUCAAAAUGCUAAUUGAAGUUAUGCCCCAGUCACGUCAUACCGAUUCAACGCGGUCUCCGCACCGUC
Molecule: messenger RNA, 2847 nt
Organism: Strongylocentrotus purpuratus (purple sea urchin)
Lineage: Eukaryota; Metazoa; Echinodermata; Echinoidea; Camarodonta; Strongylocentrotidae
Exons: 1
Coding region: 78-1937 (619 amino acids)
Biological process (GO): positive regulation of DNA-templated transcription
Cellular component (GO): chromatin; nucleoplasm
Molecular function (GO): zinc ion binding; ubiquitin-protein transferase activity
Source: RefSeq, a predicted model, not a curated record